Messenger RNA from Pristis pectinata (smalltooth sawfish), 3062 nucleotides. RefSeq lists its product as uncharacterized. The coding region runs from base 221 to 1747 and encodes 508 amino acids. Gene Ontology annotation, molecular function: DNA binding. The record is from RefSeq and is a predicted model, not a curated record. Gene Ontology annotation, biological process: DNA integration; DNA recombination. The transcript has 2 exons. NCBI's taxonomy places the organism in Eukaryota, Metazoa, Chordata, Chondrichthyes, Rhinopristiformes, Pristidae.
ACCUGAAAUGCCUCUGGGAAUCAUUUCUGCAAAUACAGCUGAAUAGCAGUUAAACCUCGCCUUGCAGGGGUAUAUCAGUUAACACGCAGCUGUUGUUGAUAACACCCUGCGGGGGGCCCCCAGCCCGAGUACCGAGUUUUAAGUCUCAGUGCAGCAGUUUUCUUUCCCUUUUCUCCCUUUGUUUUUCUACACGUUUUGAAGUUCAAUUUUCUGUUGAUAAAUGGAUCAGUUCAAUCCUAAAGUUGCCGAGGAAGAUAUGAGGGCCUUGGCAGCCUCUUUGUCUCCGAUUGCUACCUCUUUUAAGCAAGAAAAGGAGCCUGAUUUAGACAACAAUGAAGACUGCUUAUUGACAAAGGAAGAGGGCAAAGUCCGGUCUGGCAAGCACAGUAUGGAAGAGAAGGGGCUGCUGGUUUUACAACAAGAUAGUGGGAUUCCAUACAACACAAAAAAAGCAACAGCCUGGGGUGUCAGAGUUUGGGACGAAUGGGGCAAAACUCGCAACAGCUACAUUAUGGAGCAGGGCGUCCAGCGCAAUGAGCUCUUCCUUUAUGUGCCCGAACUCUGCUAUGAAAUCACCCAUGAUGAACUUAAUUUCUGGUUGUGCAGGUUUGUGCUCGAAGUGCGGAGGCAAGAUGGGUCAGAAUACCCACCAAACUCUCUCCGUCUCCUAUGCUGCUCGAUCCUGCGCCACCUGCGUGAGAAUUGCAGGCGAUCAGAUAUCGAUUUCUUCAACAAGCUGAAGCCAGACUUUGCCGAGUUCCGGACCACCCUUGAUAAUCGGAUGAAGCAGCUGCAGCGGUUAGGCAUUGGGCUAGUAAGGAAGCAGGCCCAGCCAUACACGGAGGAUGAUGAGGAGAGGCUGUGGCAGGUGGUCUUCCAUCUUCAUGAUGCAAAAAGCUACAGUUAUGCUGCCUACUUCUACGUCUGCAAGGUCUUUGCCCUCUGUGCAGCCAAGGACCACCAUAAACUAACAGUUGAUCAGUUCAAGUUUGGCUGUGACAUGAUCAGUGAAUAUGUGGAGUUUACUGGCAGACCAAGUAAUCCUCAAGAUAGCCUCGACAAGCUGAAAAUUGUCCAGACAAGACAAUAUGCCGAUUCCCCAAACCCGAGAUGCAUUGUUUCCCUGUUGCGACGCUACCUCAGCAUGAUUCCCAGUGAAGGCCCAUUCUACCGCCGUCCCGUGCCGGGCACCAUGCAGUUCUCAGAACAGGCAAUAGGAGUUCACACCUUGGAAAGGUAUUCCAAAGAGAUAUGUGAAGCUGCGGGAAUUUCAGGACACCACACAGGGCAUUCCGGAAGGGUCAGCAGUGCAACAACCCUAUACAAUCGAGGCUUCGAUGAGCAGUCAAUUAAGGAACGAACAGGGCCUACAGGUAGUUUGGCAAAGGGCUAUAGGAGACCCUCUCCUGCUCAGAUGAAGGCCAUGUCAGACUGCUUGCAACCUCCCAAUCCUCUCAAGAAGAUUUCAGCAUGUUCACCUUCAUCAUCCACAUCAUCCGAAGACCACAGUUCCUCUCAGGAUGAAGGCCCAAGCAACAUCAUCAUCAUCUCUGAAGAUGGUACUGAUCACCCACAAGAAAUUACAACUAUAUUUAGCAGGCCUGAAGUGACAAUCACAGAACAGGAUGGUGUACUAAAAAUUGAAAUACCACCUAGGACUCCCCCAUUGGUGCCCUUAUCUUCACUUCAUACCAUUACAAAGUUAAAAAUAGUGAAAGGGGACAUUGUAUUAGAACUAAAUUUAUAACAGUUAAUUUAUUAACUGUAAAUUCUGCGUUCACCAGUGUUUGUUUUAGAUUACAUGCUCCAACAUUGUUCUUUGCUGUUUCUGUGAAAGUGUAAUCUGGAUAAGUACUAAGUAUGCCAUGAAGUACAAUCCAUGAAUCAAUGUGCCACAAUCCUGAUGACUAGCACGUACAAGCUUGCUCUAUUAUCCUCCAUGUUAGCCACUGAUAGCGGAUGGCAGGAAUAGGUGUUGCUUUAUGUAUUUUCUCUUCUAUUUCUGAAGCUGGUGACUCUUGUUUAGUACAGGUCUAGUAACCAGCCGGAUAAUCUCCACAAGACCGAACAAUGAGUACCAGCAAGCUAUUCAAAUAGGAGGAGUAUGUUCCCACAGCUGAAAACAAUUCUCUCCUCAUAUGACAUCCAAAUUUCCUUUCUAGUGGGAAUGAGUGAAUAGUAAUCAUCUGGUUGAUGGUAAUCAAGAGCAGGUUUCCCCUCCCUAGGCUAAUGGUGUUUAAAUUAUCCUAGAUGAGCUUAAUAAAGUUAGCAAUGAUGAAGAGCGAACAAAUCUUUGUAGGUUGCAAAUAUCAAUGGUAUACUAGCUGCAAAGUUACUGAGAAUCAGAAAGCUGCAUGCCUCUUUGUGACACCACUGCUGAUCAACUUACAGCUUACAUUGACUCAUUAAAAUAUUAGCAUGAAUACUUUGAUUCCUGUAUUAAACCAGGGUUUAAUUCUGGUUUAUCACCUGCAUUACUGGGAUUGUACACUGAACUUGGUCUUGAAACUCAUCACCAGACUCUAACAUAGUGGUGCAAAGGGGCUAAUCACUUUCACUUUUGAAUCCCAAAUUUAAAACCAUCCCUGGUCCUGUUGGUCAUUAAGGUCUACCAAAAAUUAAUCUUAACAAUUUCAACCCUGUUCUGCUGGGCAGAAAUUCUCAGAAUAAAAUAGUGCCAAUUCAGCACUAAAUUAUCAGUUUCACUCACUGAAGCCAGAAGAUGCAUAAAAACAAAUAAGUCCACACUAAGUCGAUGAUGAUUAUUUGUGCAGAAUAAAAAAAAACAAGCUAAAAACUUUGAAUCUAAAGAUGGACCUUUUCUUUAAAUGGGACAGUACAGAAAUGGCUUUGCUCUGCCUCUAUCCUGCAUUUUGCUUGUCCUUGAGGCAUUUGAUGAGACGGUAGGGAAAUUUAUUCUACAAUUAUCCUCUGCUGUACCUGUUUUUGGUAUAAUUGAUAUUAUUUUCAUUGCCUAAUGAAGAUAAAUGUGAAAUUAAAAAGUUCAAUAAAAUAGUGCUACAAAACUUGUGUGGACCAGGGUUGACUACAGAGAACAGGAA